AUGAAGAGAGAGACGCUGCACAUUGUGAUGGACUGGGCGGAGGGCGGCACUCUUGCGGCGGUCCUUUCCGCGCAGCGCGUUGAGGGCAGGACGGUGACGGAAGCGUGGGCGUGCAGCGCAGCCCAACAGAUGUGCGCGGCUCUGGCGUACAUCCACCAGAAGGGCGUGGUCCACUGUGACCUGAAGCCCGAGAACGCCAUGCUGCUGCGCGCCAUCGACGUGCGCAGGAACGAGGCGCCCCAUGUGCUCCUAGUGGACUUUGGCAUCGCAGAGAUCGUGGAGGCGCGGCAGCCGGCGGGGCCUUUGAAGGUGAGGGGCACCGCCGUGUACCUCGCCCCCGAGGGCUUUGAGGGCCACUUGACCGAGAAGAGCGACCUCUGGGCACUGGGCGUGGUGAUCUUUGAGAUGUUGCUGGGGCGACGUCCCUUCCAGGCGGACAACAUUGCGGUGCUUUGGUGCAAAGUGGUGCAGAGCGAGGUGCCGCUGAAGGAGCUCAGCGCGCUCAGCGCUGAGGUGGUGCAGGGUCUUCUCAACAAGGAUCCCAUCGCCCGGCUGACUGCACAGGAGUGUCGGAGCCUGGCCUGGUUUGCCCAGCCCUUGCACUUGACAGAGCCUGAGGAGAAGUCUGCGAGGCCGGUGAAGCUGGAAGGCCUGGGCAGCGCCAAUUGCUUCCACCAGAUCGCCACUUUCGCCGUGGCCACCGGCCUCAGCAUGAAGGACAUGCCCAGCGUCUUUCAGGUCUUUCAGUCCAUCGAUCAGGACAAGUCUGGGAACCUGGACUUUGAAGAGUUCCGCAGCGCCUUGGCGCGCCUGGACAUCACCGAGGACCCCCAGCGCUUGAUGGCCAUCUUGGACAUGGACCAGAAUGGCCGCAUCUCGUACACCGAGUUCUUGGCAGCUGUGCUGUCCAGCUCCAUGGACACUGUGCCCGAGAAGAUGAUCCAGGAGGCCUUCGAUGUCUUUGACGUCGACGGGGACGGGGAGAUCUCCCUCUCGGAGCUGCGGGUGAUGAUGUCAGGAGAUGGACCUUUGGUGGAGGUCCUGCCGAAUGGCCAAACGGUGGAUGAGGUGAUGGAGGAGAUCGCGGGCAGCAAGUCGAGCAUUUCCUUCAAGGACUUCAUGAAGUACUUGUCCAGAAUCUCGCGGAGGAGGCGCCGGAGUUCGGACUUUGCGGCCAAGCACGGGGGCGACAGCAGCCAAGCAGGCAUGCAAAUGGUGGACAGCAUGUGCGAGGAGCUGGAAGCAGAGGAAGCAGAGGUGGAGGAGGUGGAGGAGGAUAUACCCGAAGAAGACACUCCGGAAUUUCCUGCACUCGGCUACACCGACAAGGAGGAGCAUCCCCCGGAGGUGGACACCGAGGCAGAGGAGACAGCAUUCUGGAGGGCCUUUGGCCCCUCCAAGGAGCACUGGGCGCUGAAGAGGCCGCAGAGCGGUGGGCCCACAGCUUUGGCAAUGCCUCUGGAGGGUGAUGCGGGCGCGCUGCCCCCCAUGCACGAGUUCCUGCUGGAGCUCUGCGGUGGGCCACGAGAUAUGGAGGAGCAGCGGAAAGCCUUGAACUGCUUGCUGCGCUUUCCGGAGCAGAAGAUCUCAGUGGAGCAGACGGACGUCUUGGCCGCGCACAUCUCCACCAUGAACCAGCACUUCAUCGGAGGCAUGGUGUUGACGCGGCUGCUGGCGGAGGACACGCCGCUCUACGAGUUGCAGGAGAAGUUGCGCCAAGCCCUGGAGGCGAUGCAGAUCGAGACAAAACCAAUCACUCGGCGGCGGAAGGAGCAAAUCGCGGAGCACGAAAAGCAGGAGCCGCAGGUGUAUUCGCCACCGGGCUCACCCAGAACUUCGCCGCCCGCGCGAAUGUCACCGAAAAGUAGCCCGCCGCCGAAGGAGUCUCCGGCACCGGUGCGCCUGAAGUCGAGGCCUGCAGAGAGCCGGGCCUGGGGCGCGCGGCUGCCGCCGCAGGAUGACUUUCGAGAGGCGCGCCUGGCGGAGCUGCGGCGCAAGCAGCGGCCCCCGCGCUUGCGAGUCAGGCAGACGCCCAGCCGCGAGGCUCCUUCGCGGGGGCGGGACUAUCUGAUGGACAAGGACACGAUCCAGGAGAUCUUCCUCCCUCGCCUGGUUCUUGGGCCCGCCAAGCGCGCCGUGCAAACCGGGCAAAGUGCUGAGCUCAAGCCCGGGAGGUCGCUAAAGCCCCGACGGGCCGGGCCAACGAUCAGCUUGCGCCGAGGUUGA
Messenger RNA from Effrenium voratum, 2226 nucleotides. The record is from the annotation of a GenBank genome assembly. NCBI's taxonomy places the organism in Eukaryota, Dinophyceae, Suessiales, Symbiodiniaceae.